AUGAAGCUGACUGUUUCUGCUUUGGCUCUUAGCCUUGGGGCUUCUGGGGUUCUUGCCUCCAACUUUGUGGCUUCUUGCAAGGAGAGUACCAUCAAAGUCUCGGGCAGAACUCUGACCGCCAGCUGCAAGAACAUCUUCGGUAACUACAAGUGUUCCCACCUCAACUUGAACACCUGCUUGAAGAACCGAUACGGCAGCCUCCAGGCUGACCCAGAUGGAACGGGUCCGCACUUGGAUCAAUGCAUCAACUGCACCAACGAGGAGCCUGACACUGGUGUGAUUGUUGAUGGUGGUCCGUCGCUACUGUACUGCCAAUGCGACCCGGGUACCGGGGCUGCCCAAGCCAACUGGCCGACAGCCAUCUUUGACCUGAACACCAUUGUGGAUAACCAGAACGGCAUUUUGCAUUGCUACGAUGUUAAGGGUACGGUCUGCUGA
Molecule: messenger RNA, 438 nt
Organism: Dichotomopilus funicola
Lineage: Eukaryota; Fungi; Ascomycota; Sordariomycetes; Sordariales; Chaetomiaceae
Product: Cyanovirin-N
Exons: 3
Coding region: 1-438 (145 amino acids)
Source: RefSeq, a predicted model, not a curated record